Messenger RNA from Durio zibethinus, 4155 nucleotides. RefSeq names its product PWWP domain-containing protein 1-like. Lineage: Eukaryota; Viridiplantae; Streptophyta; Magnoliopsida; Malvales; Malvaceae. The record is from RefSeq and is a predicted model, not a curated record.
CUUAAAAAAAUCUCAGAAAAAUGAGAGUUUGGGAUUCCUUUAUCUUCCCCUUCUAAAGUGUUAGAUAUGUAAUAUUUCGGAUGCCAUAAAACGAUACACCAAACCAAUCCAAGCGGAGUAAUAUAUUACGAAAAAUUGGAUUCACGAUCCAAACGCUCCUUAUGUAAUUAUCUUCGUCAAAAAUCUUUCCCCCAAUUUCUCUCACUUUCCAGGGAAACAAACGUACCUUUUGUACCUUUCUCUAACAAAGGUAUAUUUUUCAGUUAUAUAUAUAUAACUCUCAUUUAAGCUCUGGAAUUUUCCAGGGUUUCGACUUUGCUUAUUUCUGUUUCUCUAUUUAUUGAAAAAUGAUAUCUGUUAUGAACAACGAUGCUGAAUUCGAUACAAGAUCGGAUAAAAUCGAAGAGAAAGGUAGGGUUCCUAGCGAUGAAGCUAUUGACAGCUCAAAUGAAGAGAAGAGAUUGAGCUUAGGAAUGUCUAAUGUAGAAGUUAGGGUUUCUUCGGUGGAAUUCGAUUCGGAAGAUGACAGGGUUUCCGAGAAUGAUAGAUCUGAGGAGGUUAGGGAGAGUGACGGUGAUAGUGUAGAUAAAGGAAUAAAAGAUGAUGAGAAUGAUAGAAUAAAAAAUACAGGUUCAGAGUAUAAGUCAUUGUUAUCUGAAUUUGAUGAUUAUGUAGCCAAUGAUAGAAUUGGUGGAGGGACUUCGAGGGCAUUGAGUUAUGGGCUUGAGGUGGGUGACAUGGUUUGGGGAAAGGUGAAGUCUCAUCCAUGGUGGCCGGGGCAUAUAUUCAAUGAAGCAUUUGCAUCUCCUUCUGUACGUCGCACAAGGAGGGAGGGACAUGUGCUGGUUGCUUUCUUUGGGGAUAGUAGUUAUGGGUGGUUCGACCCGGCUGAGCUUGUACCUUUUGAUCGUCAUUUUAUGGAGAAAUCGCAGCAGACAAAUUUGAGGACUUUUGUGAAGGCUGUGGAAGAGGCAAUGGAUGAGGCUAAUCGGAGGCGUGGUCUUGGUUUGGCUUGUAAAUGUAGGAACCCAUAUAAUUUUCGGCCCACAAAUGUCCAAGGGUACUUUGCGGUUGAUGUGCCCGAUUAUGAGCCAAAUGGGGUUUAUUCUGUGAAACAGAUUAGGAAUGCAAGAAAUAGUUUUAAGACCGGUGAGACCCUUUCAUUUGUGAAACAAUUGGCAUCAGCCCCUGGAGCUUGUGACCAGCAAAGCAUUGAGUUUUUUAAGAAUAAGGCUACUGUUUUUUCUUUUCGGAAGGCUGUGUUUGAGGAGUUUGAUGAGACAUAUGCACAGGCAUUUGGGGUGCAGCCAGCACGACCUUCUAAUGCUCCAGGUGACAUAUCCAAACAGCCUGUUAAGCAGACACCUCGAGCUCCUUUGAGUGGUCCACUGGUGAUCGCAGAAGCCUUGGGUGGUGGAAAGAGUUCUAAAAGGCCCAUGAAAGUUAAGGACCAUUCAAAGAAAGACAGAUACUUAUUCAAGCGAAGAGAUGAAGCAAAUGACUUGCAAGCCCCCCCUCAAAUUAGCCAAGUGCAGGCUAAUUCAUCAACGCAAUCGAAUUACAGAGAGGGAUCACCAACAUUUGUAGCCGGAGAUUAUGUGUUGCAGAAGAGGGCUCCAGUGUCUCAGAUUCCUGUUAAACAAGAGCAGACUGUCUUUAUGAGCAGGGAUGGUGCAAGUUCAAGUAGAGAUUUAUCUGGCAAUGAAGUUGUAUCUGUAAACCAGACUUCAGCCACUGGUGCUGCUUUAGCUGGAAAGCCAACCUUGAAUAAAAUUGAUGGUGCAUCUGCAGCUUUUCAGCGGGAAGGUGAUGCUAUUGAACUUAAUCCUGAGGAGGGUGGAAAUUUGUCCAGAUUGUGUCAAGAAGUUCAGAAACCUGAUCUGGGUUCCACUGCAAAACUGGAAGGAGGCCAGGGAUUAGAUCAAGUUCGAGAAGGUUGCACUGGUGGGCAUCCUUUCCCUGUUGAUGCUAAGCACUCUGGUGGUAUGAGUGCUGAGGGUGGGGUGAAGAAAGCAAAAAAACGCCCUUUGGCGGAUAUAGGUGCUGAGAACUCUGCUUUGGGAGGGAAAAAGAAGAAGAAAAAGAAGAAAGAGGAUGGCUCUGAAAAAAACUCUGAUAAAUCACAGAAGCUUUUUUUCCUUGGAAAAGGUGGGACCAAAUCGGCCCAGAUUGGUUUGUGUCUUAGAGAAGAGUCUAAGGUGAGCCAUCAGAAUAAAGAUGUUGCUCCUACACAUUCCUUAUUCAAUUCUGUUGGGGCUUCCACAACUACUGGUAUGGGAAAUUCUGGGCUUGAACUUGCACAAUUACUGAGUGAUUUGCAUGCCCUGGCUCUUGAUCCCUUUCAUGGUGUGGAAAGGAAUAGCCCAACAACUAUUUGGCAAUUCUUUUUGCGAUUCCGAUCACAUGUUUAUCAGAAAAGCUUGGUUCUGUUGCCUUCAUCUGAGAUGGAGCCUGUCGAAGUUUGUGCCAGUAAACCUCCUUUGGUUGGAGCCUGUGAUAACCUUCCUAACGAGAAUAAUAGAGAUUCAGCUUCUUCAAAAUCAGUGAGACUCCUUGCAAGACCUGAUGAUCUGACAAAAGCUGGAUGGAAACGUCUUCCAUCUAAUCAUCAAGAAGAAAUUGCUGCAAAGAGGUUGAAAAAAAUUAGUCAGUUGAAAUCAUUGGCUGCGGAGAAGAAGGGCAAUCUGAGGACUAUGGAAGCACCAAAAGCUGAGGGAAAAGAACAACCAACUGCAGGGCCCUCAGGAAGACCACUCAAAAAACCAGAUUCUGCAAGGAAAAUGGAUCUGCCACCUAGGGCUGUUGAGCCUACGACGCUGGUGAUGAAGUUCCCUCCUCAGGUAUCACUUCCGUCAGCCGCAGAACUGAAGGCAAGAUUUGGUCGUUUUGGGUCAUUAGAUCAGUCAGCUAUCCGUGUGUUUUGGAAGUCCUCUACAUGCCGUGUUGUGUUCAGACACAAGAUUGAUGCACAGGCAGCGUAUAGAUAUGCUAAUGGAACUAAUUCCCUAUUUGGCAAUGUGAAUGUGAGGUACCAUCUUCGAAGUGUGGAAGCUCCUACAGCUGAAGCACUAGAUUCUAAUAAGGCUCGGGGAGAUGAUAGUGCCAGUGAAACCAUUCGAGUUAAGGAUCCUGAAAUUGAAAGACCAGCACUAGUGCUUGCCCACCAGCCUCUUCCCAAGCCAACAGUCCAGCUGAAGUCCUGUUUGAAAAAGCCAACAAGUGACGAGGGAGGGCAGGCAAGUGGCGGUAAUGGAGGGAGAGGGACAGCCCGUGUAAAAUUCAUGUUGGGUGGGGAGGAAACUAGUAGGGGAGAGCAAUUGAUGAUUGGUAAUAGAAACAACUUCCACAACAAUGCUAGUUUUGCCGAUGGUGCACCUUCUGUGGCAAUGGAAUUUAAUAGUAAGAACUUUCAAAAGGUCAUUCCUCAAUCAUCGACUCCCUCUCCCGUUCACCCAAUUCCUCAAUUUGGGAAAGCCCUAGCAAAUAAUAUGCAUCCCACUGAAGUGGUUCCCAGAAAUGCUCACAAUCUUAAUACUCAAACUAUCCCACAACCUAGUACAACGAGCAUAGAUAUUUCAAAGCAGAUGCUAAGCCUUCUGACAAGAUGCAAUGAUAUCGUAACCCACGUAACGGGCUUGUUGGGCUAUGUGCCUUACCAUCCUCUUUGAUAAAAAGGUCACCAGCAAAAUUUAACGUUUUUGAUCAAAAUCAAAGGUGGGGUUCAAAGCUGCUGCAAUGAAUGCGUGAUUGCUAGGAGUUUGCAGCAAAUGGGAGCAGAAAAGCCGUGGGGUCUUUGUAUUAUUUUUGGAGGGUUGGGUUGGUUGGUUUGAAGAAGAGCUGUUAAAGAGAGUGCGAUCGAGAAAACCCAAGAUGGGAGGAGUUGGGUUUAAAAUAAUGUUGUGUACUCCUUUUAAAGCUGCUGCGGCGCAUACUUCCAAUUAUGUACUGGUUUUGAUAAUGCAACUGCAAUUGCAAGGCAGUGUAGUAUCCUCUUUUUCUAGCAUCUUUUUAUCUCGCCCACAGAUCCGUGUGUGUGCGUGCGUUGUUCUUAUUAUGUGAUGAGUUUAGUGUAUGUUUCAUUUAAUUUUGUAGGUGACACGUUGUGAACCAAGUAAUCAAGCUAGAAACCAAAUAAUAGAGAAUAUUGAUAUUGAA